CAAUACCAGUCCACUAAUUUGGGCUUAGUCUUUGAUAGGUCGCCACCAUGAUAGUACCGCUAGUCCUCGCUCUUGUGACCCUCGCUGUUGCUCACCCAGGCUACAGGGACUUGAUGCCCAAUGGGUACUCAGUCCCCAACCCAUGUGGAGCCGAUACUUGGCAGGCAGUGGGCCAUUAUGAUCCCUACCAUCAUACGAUAGCCAAAAACCAAUUUGGAAAAGAUUUCGCAGCGGCUGCCCACAUAUGGACUGAGACCCUCUGUAAGACAGACUCUGAUGGCGACGGAAAGACUAACGGCGAGGAGCUAGGUGACCCCGCCUGUAUCUGGAACGUCGGGGACAGGCCGGCUGGAAGCGCUUCCGGACAUCCGGGUAUUUGUGAGCCCGUUGGAUCCGCUGCUUGCAGUAACCAAGCUUUUAGAUGUGGUUGUCAUGGUAACCAAUGUGUUGGAAGAUAAUCGUAAUAAAACAAACUCUUUUUAUUCUUUUUCA
Magallana angulata is the source of this 492-nucleotide messenger RNA. Its product is annotated as temptin-like. The transcript has 3 exons. The record is from RefSeq and is a predicted model, not a curated record. Lineage: Eukaryota; Metazoa; Mollusca; Bivalvia; Ostreida; Ostreidae. Bases 48 to 458 code for a protein of 136 amino acids.